Molecule: messenger RNA, 1522 nt
Organism: Ananas comosus (pineapple)
Lineage: Eukaryota; Viridiplantae; Streptophyta; Magnoliopsida; Poales; Bromeliaceae
Product: GDSL esterase/lipase At1g71250-like
Exons: 5
Coding region: 49-1050 (333 amino acids)
Molecular function (GO): hydrolase activity, acting on ester bonds
Source: RefSeq, a predicted model, not a curated record
GUGGCGCGAAAACGAACCUGAUCGAUCUCCCAGGAAAAGAGGAAGACGAUGGCGCGAAACCUUCUCCUGCUCGCUCUACUCUUCUUCGCACUGGUUUCUUCUAGAAGCUUCUCCUGGACCCCCUCGCCAAAGCCGGCGGCGGCGGCGCCGGAAUCGCCGUCUCCGGCCACCGCUCUCUUCGUGCUCGGCGACUCCUCCGUGAACUGCGGCGACAACACCUUCUUCUACCCGUUCUGCGACCGUUCUCGCCACCGCCUCCUCCCCGAUCUCAUCGCGGCGCGGAUGGGGCUCCCUCCGCCGCGUCCCUUCUACUCCCUCAACGGCUCCGCCGCCGCCGCCGCGCGCGGCGUCAACUUCGGCUCCACUCCGGCGACCAUCCUCUCCGCCGUCGGCGGCGGCGGAGGAGGAGGCGGAGGCUUCGUCUUCAUGUUCCAGACGCUGAGCCAGCAGGUGCGCCAGGUGUUCGAGACGCUCCAGCUGGUCCAGCUCAUGUACGGCCGCCGCGGCUUCGCCCGCCUCCUCGCCUCCCAGAUGAUCCGCGCCGUCCAAGAUCUCUACGACGCCGACGUGAGGAGGGUGGCGGUGGUGGGGGUGGGGCCUCUGGGGUGCGCGCCGAGAGUCGUGUGGGAGGGGGCGCGGGGAUCGGACGGCCGUGAUUGCGUCGACGAGCUGAACGAACUGAUCCAAGGGUACAACGCGAAGCUGGCGGCGAGGCUGACGAGCUUGCGAUCGCAGCUACCCGAAGCUGAGAUCGUCUUUUGCGAUGUCUACAAAGCGGUGACGGAGAUUAUCUCAAACCCUAGUGUCUAUGGAUUUGAGAAUGUAAGGGAUGCGUGCUGCGGGUUUGGCCGGUUCGGAGGAAUGAUAGGGUGCCUGGCUGGCGAGAUGGCAUGUACGGAGCCCGAGAAACACGUUUGGUGGGAUUUUUACAGCACCUCUGAUGCUGUUAAUGCCAUCCUCGCCAACUGGUUGUGGUCGCCAUCGCCUGGGCCUGGAAUCAGCAUCUGCCAGCCAAUCAGCCUUCAGCAGUUGGCAGGUGCCGAACGGUAGUCUACUACCCCUAAUGCCCGGAAGUGGUCGGGGGAAUCGAUGGUAAGAAUCAGCAACUGGAAGGUUAAUCUUAUGAAGAUCUGGGUGAAUUCUGAAGAGGCUGCAGUUACUUGGUUAUGUUUGGAACAUUUGAGGAUAUACUAAACCAAGUUCUUAAAAUUAUGGAUUAGCAAAGAACAGCUAUAUCUCUGGGUACUUCCAGAUAUGAAGGGCUUUUCUUGCAGAAUUUUAGUAAUUAGAUAGAACUAGAACUGCUAGCAGCGAAUAUUAUGCCCUAGUCGUCGAAAUCCUGUUAUUUUUACUUAGGAAUCAAAAUACAGUGAAAAGUAGCUUAUAGCUUUUCCGGAUCUCGAUUGAUAUACUGCUAUAUAUGUAUAUAUUAUAUUUUGGGAGACUAUUUAAUUGUAUGAGCCUAGAUGGUGGCUGCAUCAUAGUCCACUGCUAAAUAUUGACACAAAUUAAGAUCUUCAUG